Bombus terrestris (buff-tailed bumblebee) is the source of this 6789-nucleotide messenger RNA. It is a transcript of the gene DCX-EMAP, whose product is annotated as echinoderm microtubule-associated protein-like CG42247. Gene Ontology annotation, molecular function: microtubule binding. Bases 1217 to 4561 code for a protein of 1114 amino acids. The record is from RefSeq and is a predicted model, not a curated record. Gene Ontology annotation, cellular component: mitotic spindle. Lineage: Eukaryota; Metazoa; Arthropoda; Insecta; Hymenoptera; Apidae. Gene Ontology annotation, biological process: intracellular signal transduction; microtubule cytoskeleton organization. The transcript has 17 exons.
ACGCAUGAAUAUGUAUACUAUCGCGACUGUCCGGUGUAAUCUCGCGUCCAAAUGAGGCUCGGUGUCGAUGGACGAUCAAUCAACACGGUGUUACGUGCUUUUCUCUUCCUUUAUUCCUUUUGCUAUCUUCUUUCUUUCGUUAAUUUUACAUCGAAGUUGGUGAUUACAAUCUGAAAUCCGAGCAGAUGGAGUUAUUAGUUUUUAAACGAAAUCAAAUAUGACGUCUUUUUCUACUCUCUAUUUCAUCCUUUAUAAAGUGUGAUGAACGGUGACCAUGCUGGAUGGAAAGAUGAAGUGAAAGAAAUCGAUUGUGGUGAAUUUCCGGUAGGUAGACUAGGAUAAGUCGGUGCGUAGGAAUGAAUGGAGGAGCUAUAGAAAAGGCAACACCCCCGCUGAUUCACGAUGGACUUCCACGUUUCAUCUACAUGUAUAAAUAAAUUGAUUUAUGUUAAUUUUGAUGGUCUUUGCGUACAAAUUGUUCUGAAAUUUCGUAUUUUAUUUAUAUAAUAUAAAAUGAGAAUUUCUUUAUACUCUUUCAAGUUAUCAGUUAGUGCUAUAAUCAGAUGUAAAGUCACUUUGAUCGAAAUUUCCCGCCGCACCUCGGUUUUUGUUAUUAUUGUGUACCAAUUACUGUGCAAAGUUCGUGACCUUAACUUCUCGAGGAAUAAUCUAGCGUUACGCAACGUAAUUACAUGGCAUUAAUCUUAAACCACGUAGUGCACGUUGGGUUCAUAACACCGGAUCAUUAAAGGAACAAUUGUGAGAGACUUUGCUUUGGACAUUGUUCAUGUGCACUUGAAAUUUGAGUGUACCUUUUAAUUAAGCAAGAUGAAGGGAGACGAUCGAUUGAUCUGCAGUGAACUGCAGUUAUAAAAUAAAAGUGCAUCGUAAGCAGGGAGAUCGAUCGGGAAUCCCCGGCAAAUCACGCGACACGUGGACGUCCUGCCGGCACAUAAGAGGCCCUUUCGUUCCCUAUAGUCACUUCUUUGCUUCGCGUUGGCAUAAAAAAGUGGAGCCUUGAAUCUUCACGGAAGAAACAAUUCGACGAUCCAUCAAUUUUGACAGGCAAUUUCACGGAGGACGACAUUAUAGAAAAGAAUACCGGCUAGUAUUAGUCGAUUCUUGAGGAUCGUUUCGUUGAUCCCGAAAGAGCGAGACCGGUUGAAAAACAGAGAAGAGGAAAAGAGAGGAGGCAGAAGGUGUCGGCCUUGCGCCGAUGAUCGCCGCUGAAAAUCAGUCAAGUUUGCGUGCCGGCUCCAGCCUGGGGCAGUUCGAGGAGGCAACGCGCGACGGAAGUGUGGGUGGCGGCAACGAGGCUGGUGGAGCCGGCGCAACUACUACCUCGGAGCCAGGUGUAAUGAAGAAAGAGGAGCAGGAGGCGGCGCAGAACGAAAAUUCCCUGAAAGAAUCAACUGGUUCAGUGGUAACAGUAACUACACCUAGCGGCGUCGGGACGACGGCAUCGACGGUGAACGCCAACACCACGACGACCAACACGACGGCUGCGACGGCUUCUACGAUGCCUGGUGGAGGCGCUCGCAGCGACGUAGAGGAAGAGGAGGAGGAGGAGGCAGAAGAAGAAGAGGAGGAAGACGAAGAGGAAGAGGACGUGGAAGUGGAAGGUGGAGCGGCGCAAGAGGCGGUCGGUGGCGGUCUUCUAGCAAACGAAGGUGGGGGUGGAGGCGGCAUGGCCGGCUUCUGGAGGCAGAGUAGACCCUCCAGUCCCCGCAUGCCGCCUCCGGAGCAGCCGGAGCACAGGCCUAGGAGCCGACACGAGCCGGCGCCCGCGAGAUACAACAACCUCGGUUACUGGAGAGCCAGGAGAGUCACAUUUUAUAAAAAUGGCGACCCGUACUUUCCUGGUAUUGAGUUCAGGUUUAAGCCAGGAAGAGACAUCGGUUCCCUGGAGGCUCUCCUGGAUAGGCUGUCCCUGCGAAUGGACCUGCCCAGAGGGGCACGACACAUCUUCUCCAUGGAUGGUGAUCGUAAACUCACCUUGGACGAGCUCGAAGACGGUGCCUCGUACGUCGUUUCCAGCUACAAAUCGUUCAAGCCGGCCAGCUACGGAAAGAAAAGCAACACCUGGUACACGAGUCCUACUGGCGGAGGUAGCAGAGGUGGAGCAAGCGUUGGAGGUGGUGUCGGAGGAUGGCAAAGUAGACCACCAGCGGUGGCGAGUCUUAGCAGAAAAGCUUCCAUCACCGACGAAGCACCACCUCCUGGCGGUGGAAAGCCUUCUUCGGGACGUGUCAUACGAAUUGUUAACAACCAUGAUCAUACAGUACAGUGUCGAGUCUUGCUGAACCUCCGUACUUCACAACCGUUCGAAGAAGUGCUGGAAGAUCUUGGACAAGUAUUAAAGAUGAAUGGGGCCAAAAGAAUGUUCACAGUUUCAGGUCAAGAGGUAAGAAGUUUCUCGCAACUAAGGAACGAAUUCGCUGACGUGGAUACUUUUUAUCUGGGUACUGGGUCGGGGAUGGGUAUAGCUGGUGCUGUUACCGCAUCCCCAGCAAGAAGAUCCAGAUCACGAGGACCACCCACUGUGGUCGAGGAUAUCGGUCGUCAAAGACGAGCUCGAAGCAAAAGCAGACCACGCGCUUUGUAUGCCCCUGAUUCAGACGUCGUCCGAGUAAACGAUUAUAGCGUUGUCGAGGUAUUGCGAGACGAACCAGCUAGAGUGACUAUUCGAGGAUUGAGACGAUCCUUUUAUCCACCUUCCCACCUGCCACCGGUGGACAAUUCUCCGCCGGAUAAGAAGCUGCAACUUGAAUGGGUUUACGGAUAUCGGGGCACCGAUACCCGAAGAAAUCUCUGGGUUCUACCGAGUGGAGAACUUUUGUACUAUGUCGCUGCCGUGGCUGUUCUCUUUGACAGAGAGGAAAAUGCACAACGGCACUAUGUGGGCCAUACGGAGGAUAUUACGUGCAUGGAGGUUCACCCAAGUAGAGAGCUGGUGGCAUCCGGACAAAAAGCUGGUAGACACAGAAAAGCGCAACCACACGUUCGCAUAUGGUCAACAGAGACUCUGCUUACUCUGUACGUGUUCGGAAUGACUGAGUUCCAGAUGGGCGUCUCCGCGUUAGCGUUCUCUCAAUUGAACGGGGGUAGUUACGUAUUAGCGGUUGACGCUGGCAGGGAGGCGAUACUCUCAGUGUGGCAGUGGCAAUGGGGCCAUUUGUUGGGUAAAGUGGCGACCAUGCAGGAGGACCUAACCGGUGCAGCUUUUCAUCCUCUCGACGACAAUCUACUGAUUACGCACGGUAGAGGUCACUUGACCUUCUGGAAUCGGCGGAAAGACGGUUUCUUUGAAAGGACGGACAUUAUCAAACCUCCAUCCCGUACGCACGUGACUAGCAUUCAAUUCGAGCAAGACGGAGAUGUUGUCACGGCAGACAGCGACGGUUUCAUCACCGUUUACUCCGUGGAUGCGGACGGUGCAUACUUUGUACGAAUGGAAUUUGAGGCGCAUAAUAAAGGCAUUAGCUCACUUGUUAUGCUAUCAGAAGGAACGUUGCUCUCUGGCGGAGAAAAAGACCGUAAAAUCGCCGCGUGGGAUUCCCUUCAGAAUUACAAACGUAUCACGGACACUAAAUUACCAGAGGCAGUAGGAGGUGUGCGAAGUAUUUAUCCUCAGAGACCAGGAAGGAACGACGGAAAUAUUUAUGUUGGAACUACCAGGAAUAAUAUUUUAGAAGGUUCUCUUCAAAGAAGGUUUAAUCAAGUCGUGUUUGGCCAUGGGAGACAGUUGUGGGGUCUUGCUGUGCAUCCUGACGACGAAGUGUUCGCUACUGCGGGUCAUGAUAAGAAUAUUGCUCUUUGGCGCAGACAUAAACUUUUGUGGACGACACAGGUCGGUUUUGAGUGCAUUUGCAUAGCUUUCCAUCCUUUUGGAGUUGCCCUUGCCGCUGGUUCUUCUGAAGGUCAUCUCUUGGUCCUCGCCGCAGACACAGGGGCAGCUGUGGCAACCCUUAGAGUUUGUGGUUCACCUUUAUCAUGCAUUGGCUAUAAUCCAACGGGAGAAAUUGUGGCAAUGGGUUCUCAGAAUGGUAGUGUAUAUCUCUUUAGAGUAUCUAGAGACGGAUUCUCGUACAAGAAGAGUAACAAGAUCCGCGGAACGCAACCAUUAGUGCAGCUUGACUGGAGUUCCGAUAGCAGAUUUCUCCAGACUGUUACACAGGACUACGACUUAGUAUUCUGGGAUGUGAAAGCCUUAUCAUCGGAGAAGAGUCCAUUAGUUAUGAAGGAUGUGAAAUGGUACACGCACAACUGCAUGGUUGGAUACAUGGUAUCUGGAAUGUGGAAUAAUCGUUACUAUCCGUUAACGACUGUUCUAACUACGUCAAGUAGGUCAGCAGCUCAUGACAUGUUAGUCAGUGGUGAUGCAGAAGGCUAUCUGAGACUUUUCAGGUAUCCAUGUACCAGUGCUAAGGCCGAAUACGUCGAAGAAAAAGUGUAUAGUUCUCUAGUGGCUUGCGCCAGAUUUCUCUACAACGAUCAGAAUGUCGUCACCGUCGGUGGGACCGACGCUGCGCUCAUGCUUUGGGAAUUAGUCGACGAGUAGAUAAAAGGACUACCUCUUGUUAUAAAUUUUGCCUUUGUCUUCAAUAGUCUGGUAACUAGACUAUUAACGCAAUCUGUACAAAAUCGCGAUGAUUCGUUCCAUUGUGGAACUUUUUUAAUACCAAUGAACAAACGCGACAAACGUUUAUCUUCUUAUCAUUGCGCUGAAUACAGUUCAGUAACAUGCGUUCAGCAGUUCGUCCUCAGCGAAAGAAUUGAACGGCUGAGUCGAUACUUAGCAAAUUUUGCAAACGUUUUCAUUCAACUUGAUUCGGUUGACAAGCAUGUUUUUUCCGGCGAUAAUAUGUUUGUCGUUUAUUGUCCAAUAUCCAACCUGGAAAGCGUUAAAACUGUCUGGGCAUGUUUGUCUGUGGCCUCACUUUUGUGUCGAUGAAUCUUUCUAGAGACAAGGAGACAUUUUUCACGUUUUAAGUAUAGUUUCAUGCAGCAGCAACGCAGUUCGCGCUUUAUUCCCUGAAACGUUGAAAGAAGUAGUUUGAUAUUUGUAAACGAAAGGAAGAUAAGAUCUACUGAAAAUAUAUUGCAUCGCUCGACUAUCUUCAAGUUAAGCGUCUUGCAAGUGCAAUACAUUCACUUUUUACAUCCGUUGCCACAUCAUAGCAUCUUGUGAAUUUCUCCAAGACAUCCACCUCCACGAAAUAAUCCGUACACGAUGUUUUUAAUUAUUUUUACUUCUUAAGACCGACAUUUGAACAGAAUUUCUCAUUACACGUUUAAAGAUCAGGACUUCUUUUAUCGACGAUAGUAACAGCGAAGGACAAGAAUCUAUCUUCCCUUCCUUCAACUGUUUUGCCAUUGUCGUAUUACGACUUCUUGUAUGCAUUUAUGAUAACAGCGACAAACGAUAAUGUUAUCACGCUACAACGAUGCAGUACAUUAUUAAAGUCGUAAUGAAAGCAAUACAAAUAGGCACACGUUAUAUGUGUAUCCAGUAGGAGUAUAAAAGAAAAAGAAACAAAAAAAAAAAAAAAAAAAGAAAAAAGAAACAAUAUGUGCACGUUCAGGAGCGUGCAAUUUUUGAGGCGCUGGCGCCACUUGGUAGAUUUUAAGUAAUGGAGAUAGAUUUAAACAGAAAUUGAGAUGAAGACGAUAAAUAUUACAUGCACCUUUGUGCCGGGACGAUGGUCAAUUCAUUUUUCUUUUCAUCGUUUCGAAGAUUUUAGAGAAAAUGCUGUUGCGGGUCAACGCGUCUCUCCGUCGAUUCUCCCUUUUGUUCACACCUAUUUCUAGAGAAAACAAAUUGAUGAAGUAUAGGGAAAAAUAUACAGAGUUUAAACGAUAUGUUACUAUUACAGAAAUAUAUAUUAUAUAUAUAAAUAUAUACAUAUAGUAGUAGAUGCAAAUGAUAACACGAGAAUCUCUCAUGUUAGCAAGCUAUGCUCGGGAUCGUCACUGCCAUGGCAUCGAGUUCGAAAUUUUUUCACGGCCUGCAUGCUUCAAAAUACUGCUUUCUCUGAGAGAGAGCUCGUAUGAUCGAAUCUAUUUCUAGGAUAGUGAUCACCGUGAGCCUUUAUCCGAACCUUUAAACGAACUCUUAUCGACGAUUCAAACCUGCUUUUACGUUCCAUUAUUUUAUUAUGUAUUGAACGAAUAUCAGACUACACUUGUUACUUUUCUAAGGAAAUUUGAAUAUAUGAACUUUGCGAUCAUUUUUAGAAAGAAGUUGAAAUAUCUGCGAAAGCAAAUAAAUUCGUAUAUUAUAAGAAUCAUCGUAAAAAAAUGUUUCAAUCGCAGGCGGAACUGAAUUUUGCUCUUCGAUGCGUCCUGAAACAAAAACGAAAAGGAUUCAAACGAUCCCUCAAAUCUUUAGCAUAAAAUCGUAACAGUGUAGAAAGCUAUCUUACUACAAUAAAUUCUGCACAUUAGAUACAAAAUGAUUGAAUCAUUACUAUUAACUAUUAGACGUAUUCUAAAAAUAAUGAAAAAUUUUUUUUACUAUAGGUAAUCAGUAAGAGUAAAAUAUACACAACCAGUAACUCAAAGCGAUUCUUUAUUAUUAAUAAUUUUAUUUCUUACACUAUGAGUGUUCUUGGUAAGCGUCUAAGUGGUUCAUUUUCCUUUCAUCCUCUCAAACGUAACACGUCCACGUCUCUCUUCCUCCUUUGAAACAUCUUUCUCUCAUUUUUUCACAUCGAAUUUCGUAUCGCAUAGCUAUUCAAGGAUAGAAAGGUAUGAACGUGUCGGCCGCAUUCGUGUUCAAAAUGUCUA